GAAGUCGAGAGGACAAGGCGGAGUCGUGGAAUUCCUCCGAACUCAUGUGCCCCGCCCCCUUUCAUGAUUCUCCCUGACCUUCGACUUUUGGGCUCGCACAGUCUGGGGAAACGAGCAAUGGAGGACCGAUCGUUGCAGUGUUUGGGUGGCAACAAACCGCACCUGGAGAAACUAACUCUGGGGGUCGCCCGUAUCCUGGAAGCUUCCCCUGGAGUGACCGGGGUGUCAGUUGUGGAACGGGAACCUGCUGACAUUGGAAUGAUUACUGCUUGGGAACAAGAAAAUAAUUGUGUACUGCCAGAAGAUUUGAAGAAUUUUUACCUGAUGACAAAUGGCUUCCACAUAUUGUGGAAUGUGAAACUCGAUAAUUAUCCCAUUCCAUUGGGCAGCCUGAUGAUUAACAGCAUCAUGAAGUUGAACCAGCUCCACCAGACCUCUGUUUAUUUGCUUCCCAAUUCACCAAGUCUAGUAGACCUAGAGGAAGAUGAGGAUGAAGGGUUGGUAGCUAAUGGAGAUGACCCAGAGAAGCCACACUUUGACUCUAGAAAUAGGAUUUUUGAACUGGAUUCCUGCAGUGGAAAUGGGAAAGUCUGCCUUGUUUAUAAAAAAGAUAAACCAGAUGCUGAGAUCUGGUUUCUGGACAGAGCUUUAUACUGGCAUUUUCUCAGUGACUCCUUUACAACCUACUAUCGCCUCCUGAUCACUCAUCUGGGCCUCCCCCAGUGGCAGUAUGCCUUCACCAGCUAUGGCAUUAGCCCACAGGCCAGGCAAUGGUUCAACAUGUACAAACCCAUCACCUACAACACAGAUGUUUUUGCUGAAGACGAUGGCAUCUUCUUGAACAAGCUGGACCCGAGCAAGGUGUUCAAGAGCAAGAGCAAGACGUUAGUCUCUAAAAAGAGGUCGUCUCUACAGAACUCAGGCUCCCAGAGAGGUUCAUCAUCUUCUCCGGUCAUCAAGCCAUCUCCCCUCCCUGGAAACCCUAUUCGGAAAUAAGCAUUCCCCACCCCCACCCUACCCCCCAACUCCUUCACGCUUUAGAUUCCCCAAGAAUGAAUGAACGGCUCCAGGACCAAGAUGGUGGUGGUGGUGUGGCUUUCACUGGCUGUGUACAGAUAACCAAAGGGACUUUUUCAUCAGAAAUGGACUUCAGGCCAUGAAUUUGAGAUACUGGGCCUCUGAGUUUAUAAUAAAGCAAAUGGAAUAAUUACCUUGUUCCUACCACCUAAACUCAAUUUUGGUUCCUGUUGGCCAAGAGAAAACAUCUUUAGAAACCCAGCAUUCUCCCUCCACCCUCCAUGCCCCGUCUCUGUCUGUCUGUCUCUGUCUCUCACACACAUACACACACCCCCUUAAACCAGCAAGCAAUGAAGUACACCCCAAGUAAGUUAGAAUAUUCCCCUGAUUGUUAAGAUCCUGUUGUCAGCUACUGAUGAUGCCUUGAGUGUCAUAACAUUCCCCUUCCAGGAGAAACCUAUUGUAAGUACAUUUGUACUUUCCUUGUAGCAAUGACUUCAAAAACAUCUCAUUUUACUCUUUGCUGCCUUAGCAGUUUGCCUUCCAGUUGUUUUCUUGGCAUUCAGAUUUCUCUCCCUUUGCCAAUGUUACAUCCCCCCCCCAGGGGGUUUAAAGAGAGAAGGCAGCACUGUUGCACUUUCUUUUAUCAGUCACCUUAAAUCCACUUCAAACUAUGUUUUGUAUGACUCCACGUGAGAAAUGAUGAAAACAGUAAUUAAUUAUUGAUGAAUAUGUCACCGAUGAUAUACCAUAUGAGAACAUUGAAUUGCCAAAGCCACUGGUACCACAAUAUCUUUAGUAUUGUGUUCUUUCCCCAAAUUUUAUUGUCAACAAAACCAUUCAAAUGAACAAACAAUAAAAAAAAGUGUAAGUAAAACUACCAACUCCAUUAUUUACAGCUGACUAUAAAAUGCUUACAUGUUUUAGGGCAUAGGAGGAACUCCCUGGUGUCAAUUACAAUCUAAGGCACAAAGAAGUUGUGAUUUGUUUGUAGUUAAUAUCCAAUUAAGUGUUAGGACAGCCACUUGAACCUAUCUUCCUAACUCCAA
Messenger RNA from Dromiciops gliroides (monito del monte), 2066 nucleotides. It is a transcript of the gene TPGS2, whose product is annotated as tubulin polyglutamylase complex subunit 2. Bases 64 to 996 code for a protein of 310 amino acids. The record is from RefSeq and is a predicted model, not a curated record. Gene Ontology annotation, biological process: protein polyglutamylation. The transcript has 7 exons. Lineage: Eukaryota; Metazoa; Chordata; Mammalia; Microbiotheria; Microbiotheriidae.